Molecule: messenger RNA, 498 nt
Organism: Cetraspora pellucida
Lineage: Eukaryota; Fungi; Glomeromycota; Glomeromycetes; Diversisporales; Gigasporaceae
Source: the annotation of a GenBank genome assembly
AUGUCCGUUAAAUUGUUCGUUGGUGGUUUGGCAUGGGGAACAGAUGACCGUUCUCUUAGGUCUAGGUUUGAAGAAUUCGGCACUGUUGAAGAUGCCGUUGUGAUUCGUGAUCGUGACACUGGUCGUAGUCGUGGUUUCGGCUUUGUGACUUAUUCAUCAAAUGAAGAAGCUGAAGUCGCUAUCCAAAAUUUGAAUGAACAAGAAUUCGAGGGACGAACUAUUAAGGUUGACCGUGCUUCUGAACGUUCAUCCUCAUCCUCCUCACGAAAUGGUGGAGGAAACAAUUUUAAUAAUGGAAAUAAUUAUCGGUCUUCUCGUGAUAAUACCGAUGAGUUUUAUGAAUAUGAGAAUCAAAGAUUAGAUUUAAUGUUUCAUGUUGAAUUGUUAUCUUUGCAUAAUAUUAUUUUAGAGGAUAAAGAAUCACAAAAAGAAAAUAUUGAAUUCAAAAUUGAUUAUCACAUUGUUUUUCUUGUUUCUGAUGAAGAUGGUUAUUCAUAA